Messenger RNA from Microthlaspi erraticum, 351 nucleotides. The record is from the annotation of a GenBank genome assembly. NCBI's taxonomy places the organism in Eukaryota, Viridiplantae, Streptophyta, Magnoliopsida, Brassicales, Brassicaceae.
AUGCAGAGAACAGCUAGCGCAACGAGGAUCACUGUAGAGGUUCAUGAUGAUCAGACCGCCGGCCAAGAUUCCGACGUUGCCAUGGCGGUGGUAGACGACGAUCAGCGGUUCUUGGCGAUGUUUUCCCCGGGAGAUCACCGGAGCAAGAGAAAAGACGACAGGAGAUCAUCGUUGUCGUCGUCGUCUUUUCUUGGAAACUGUGGCUUUUGCAAAAGCCGUUUAGCUCCGGGUCGUGAUAUUUACAUGUACAAAGGAGAUGCAGCGUUUUGUAGCGUGGAAUGCAGAGAACAGCAAAUGGAGCACGAUGAAGGCAAAACCCGAAACAGCGUCGUGCUAUCACCACCAAACUGA